Anisakis simplex (herring worm) is the source of this 1824-nucleotide messenger RNA. Lineage: Eukaryota; Metazoa; Nematoda; Chromadorea; Rhabditida; Anisakidae. The record is from the annotation of a GenBank genome assembly.
AUGGCUCCGCCGGACGAACGACACUGUUGGUCACAGAGGCUGGAGAAUGUGCUUGAGGAUCGCGAUGCGCUAGAGGCAUUCAAACGUUGGAUGAAGGCUGAAUCCCCGUUGUAUGAGCAUCCAAUCAAUCUGCAUUUUGCUAUUAUUGCUUACAAAAAUAUGUGUGCUAAACAAAAUGUGCGUGCUGCUGAGCUGGCGAAGAAAUUGCACCAAAAGUACGUAAGUGUCAAUACGGGUGUAUGCUCCUUUUUACAAGACGGUUUACGACGUGAAGUGAGUUCUCGAGUGCACUCGCUGUCAGCAAGUGAUCCAGAUUCAACCGUAUUCGAUGUUCUUAUAUCGCCUGUUGAACAGUACUUGCGACAGCAACACGCUCAAUUCGUUUGCUCUGAAGAAUUUUUGGACGCUUACAAUCGAUCGGAAGAUUUUUUGGCGGUUCAUCCGAUGAGUAGCACCACUCAGAAACCACCUCGAAUAUCGUCAUUAAUGACUCCGACUCCAACACGCAAACCCCGUAAGAACGCUCACCAACCAACACUCACCGCUGAAAUGUUGUUAAAAACCCAAUAUGAUCGUGAGAACACUCUCGGUGAAAGUGAAUUAGAGAAGUUGUAUCCGCCAGUUGUAAAAGCACCAUAUGUUUGUAAUGCAACGACAAGCAAAAACGAUUCAGCCGUUUCGUCGACGUUCUCGAGUGAUGCAAAUGGUCAGAAUACAACGAUGAAAUUGAGCACAAUUCGGGAAGAACAACUCAGAGGCAAUCCAGCCACGCACACACUCGCCAGGGUGGAACGACCGGAUUGUACGACUGUACCAACGCACUGCACAGAAGAGGGACGAAGAGCGUUUGCGAACCUUCUCAUCGACAAGCUGAAUGUGCUAUCAGCUAGACGGAGAAGAAAUGAUGUAAUGAGCCAACAACUACGAGAUAUUGAGAGUAGAAAAUGUUCGGCACGUGAAGUUGUAAAAGAAGUUGAGCCGAAUGCUGGCGAAGAAGAAGAUGAAUUAGAGAGAUAUGUGAGGCAGAGGAUGGCUGAUGAUUCAAGCAAACCGUCACCGUCGUAUCACUCUCCUGAUUCGUUCAAUGCUCAUUCUCUUCGACUAAGAAGACGCUCACCAAAAUCGAGCUCUCCAGAACGGUUUCAGUAUUACACAAUUUCACCGACGAUGCAUUCAUCAUAUAGCGGCAACCCGUAUGGAUCGAAUGGCUUUGCACCACCACCCUGUGGCAGCAGGCAUACCAGACAAUUGAAUGCUGCCUCAGCUAAGCCGGUUUCUAGGGAACGAUGUGAUAUGAAAUCAAUGGCUAUCUACGACACAUCAGGUAUUGAGUCUAUGGCACCGUCAUCCGUUAGUGAUGCUCAACGAGAUGAUGCUCAGCGAGCGGCUGUAUUCCAGAAGGCUAGACUUUUGUCUUCGGGAAUGGCUGCUACGGGUUGUACCAUUCGCAAAUCCACGCACAGACACCAUGACUUCUCUUCGUUGCCGUUAGUUGUGCUUUCUUUCGUUAUAAGCACAAAAGAGCGUUCACGAGGUGGCGGUGGUGGUGCUACAGAGUCGAAACCACUGAUGACAAUCAGCUAUAAGGGUAAAGGACGUGUGCCGAUCGUGGCGCACGUUCCUGCGCAUCCAAUCACCUUCAAAGAAUUUCGAAAGUAUCUGGGCAUCUCGUCAAAGUGCAAUUUACAAUUUUUCUUCCGGACAAUUUGUGAAGAUGGCUCGGCACCUUAUCAGUUACUAUUGGUUAAUGAUGAUUCGUCGUUAUUGCCAGUUUAUGAGGGUCGUGUCACAGCCGAAUGCAGGUCAUUGUCAGACUCGGAUUGA